Molecule: messenger RNA, 1494 nt
Organism: Spirometra erinaceieuropaei
Lineage: Eukaryota; Metazoa; Platyhelminthes; Cestoda; Diphyllobothriidea; Diphyllobothriidae
Source: the annotation of a GenBank genome assembly
AUGGACGUCGCCGACGCUGAGCUGGUAGAUGAAGACUCUGAACUAGUAGACGUCAGUACUGAGCUGGUGGUCGUCGAUGCUAAGCUAGGAGAUGCAGACCCUGAGCUGGUAGACGUCAGUACUGAGCUGGUCGUCGACGCUGAGUUGGUGGAUGCAGACUCUGAGCUGGUAGACGUCAGUGCUGAGCUGGUCCUCGUCGAUUCUGAGCUGGGAGAUGCAGAACCUGAGCUGGAAGACGUCAGUACUACGCUGGUAGACGUCAGAUUUGAGCUGAACGUCGCCGAUGACGAGCUGGAAGGUGUCGAUGUUGAGCUGGGAGAUGCAGAACCUGAGUUGGUAGACGUCAGUACUGAGCUGGUGGACGUUAGAGUUGAGCCGGGCGCAGUUGAUGUUGAGCUGGGAGAUGCAGAACCUGAGCUGACCGUCGUCAAUGCUGAGCUGGAGGAUGCAGACUCUGAGUUGUUAGACGUCAGUGCUGAGCUGGGGGAUGCGGACUCUGAUCUGGUAGACGUCAGUGCUGAGCUGACCGUCGUCAAUGCUGAGCUGGAGGAUGCAGACUCUGAGUUGUUAGACGUCAGUGCUGAGCUGGGGGAUGCAGACUCUGAUCUGGUAGACGUCAGUGCUGAGCUGACCGUCGUCAAUGCUGAGCUGGAGGAUGCAGACUCUGAGUUGUUAGACGUCAGUAUUGAGCUGGUCGUCGUCGAUGCUGAGCUGGGAGAUGCAGAACCUGAGCUGGAAGACGUCAUUACUGAGCUGGUGGACGUUAGAGUUGAGCCGGACGUCGUCGAUGCCGAGCUGGGAGAUGCAGAAUGUGCGCUGGUGGUCGUCGAUGCUGAGCUGGGAGAUGUAGAGCCUGAGCUGACCGCCGUCAAUACUGAGCUGGAGGAUGCAGACUCUGAUCUGGUAGACGUCAGUGCUGAGCUGGUCGUCGUCGAUGCUGAGCUGGGAGAUGCAGAACCUGAGCUGAAAGGCGUUGAUGUUAAGCUGGUUGACGUCAGAUUUGAGCUGGGCGCCAUCAGUGCCGAGCUGCGGGACGCAGACGCUGAGCUAGAAGACGUCUGUGCUGAGCUGGGAGAUAUCGGUGCUAAAGGACGAGAUGUUGGUGCUGUACUGGAGAACGUCAGAUUUGAGCUGAAUGUCGUUGGUUCUGAACUGGAGGACGUCGCUGCUGAGAUAGGGGACGCCGGCCCUGAACUGGCAAUCUUCUGUGCUGAGCUGGGCGACGCAGACACUGAGAUGAGAGACGUCGCAGCUGGGGUGGGGGACGCCGGCUGUAAGCUGGGAGACGUUGGUGUGGAGCUGGGGAACGUCUGUACCGAAGGACGGGAUGUCGGUGCUGAGCUUAAGAACGUCAGAUUUGAGCUGGGUGUUGUUGGUACUAAGCUAGGGGACGGCGAUGCUGUAUUGGAGAACGUCGGUGCCGAGCUGGGAGAAGUCGUUGCGGAAGGGCGGGAUGCCGGCGAUGGGCUGCCGAACGUCGGAGCUGAAGAAUGA